Messenger RNA from Penicillium griseofulvum, 2706 nucleotides. RefSeq lists its product as uncharacterized. The coding region runs from base 1 to 2706 and encodes 901 amino acids. The transcript has 2 exons. The record is from RefSeq and is a predicted model, not a curated record. NCBI's taxonomy places the organism in Eukaryota, Fungi, Ascomycota, Eurotiomycetes, Eurotiales, Aspergillaceae. Gene Ontology annotation, molecular function: hydrolase activity.
AUGCCAUUACAUACAGUCGCAUUAGGUGUCGCAUUGACUCCCACUGUCCUUCAUACUCUCAUCAGUCAUUACUUGAAUCGCAAAUCGCUACAUAACAAACCCUCCGUUCACGUUACCUACGAUGAAGGUAUCCAGAUCGUUCGUCAAUUCUUAUUUUAUGCAUCCAAACACCCGGUCGAAGACCUCCAGGCGUUCACUCGCCAAUGGGUUCCAAGCCCACAUUGGGUGAGAACAGAAACUGUCACAAUCCCCAACGAGUUCCUGUACACUGCUGCAGAUGCUGUCACAAAGCAGCUGGGGCCCAAGGGUGUCAUACGAGUGGGAGGAGAGAAAUGGUGGCAAUGGCGCGGGCCGUCCGAAGAGCUGAAGGGGGAGUGGAUUGAGAUGCGGAACCACUAUAAUCAAACGGAGGGGGCUGGCCAGCAUUGUAAUCGUGUGAUGCUAUAUAUCCAUGGUGGGGCCUAUUUCUUCGGAAGUGUAGACACCCAUCGGUAUAUGAUGCAGCGCCAUGCGCGCAAGCUGAAGGGACGUGUAUUUGCACCGGAGUAUCGACUGUCGCCACAAUUCCCUUUCCCAUGUGGCCUGCACGAUUGCAUGGCGGCUUACCUUUGGUUGCUCAAGUCUCAUGAACCAAAGGAAAUUAUACUUGCUGGUGAUUCUGCGGGUGGAGGUAUGGCUCUAUCGAUGCUGGUCAUCAUGAGAGACCAAGGUAUUCCUUUACCCGCGGGCGCCAUCUUGAUCUCACCCUGGGUUGAUUUGACACACUCUUUCCCGAGUAUUGUUGAGGACAACCCAGGUGAUUAUAUCCCUGCUUAUGGUUUCCGGCAUAAACCUUCGCCCGCUUGGCCUCCUCCCAAUGCUGAUGAUAUCCUGGAAAUAAAACGAAUGUCGCACCAACCAAUAGUGACUCCAGAGGAUGUUAAAAAAGCCAUUCCCCAACCGAACAGCACUGCCGAAGAGACUGCCAUCCGUGGUUAUACUGUGCACGAGAACACCCCAGCCCUAGCUGAACCGGCCUACCCUGGCUUGCAGCAAGCCCCGAGUCCUGCUAGUUUGCACGCCGAACCCGAUAACAUUCACGUUGUCUUGGACGGGAAGACAGUCGAACUCAAGGACCAAAUUCAGUUGUACACGACGAACCAACUCAUGUCCCAUCCUCUUGUUUCGCCGGUCCUCCAACCCUCCCUGGGUGGCCUGCCACCUCUACAUAUAUUGAGUGGCGGUGGUGAGACGCUUCGUGACGAGCAAUUCUACGUGGCCCACAAAGCAGCCAACCCGACGGCAUAUCCACCCAGUGACGCAUAUCUCGAUGAGAACGAUCCUACUCGGGAGACGUUGAACAAGUACGAACCAACUUAUGUACAAUUUCAGGUGUGGGAAAACCUAUGCCAUGUUGCUCCUACUCUGAGUUUCACGCGCCCAGCCAAGUAUAUGUUCCGUUCCAUUGCCCAGUUUGGCUCUUGGGCAUUGGCUCGUGCACAGAAUGGCGAGGUUGAAAUUGAGGAUGAUAGUGCUCUUUCGGCCGUUUCAUCAAGUAGCUCAGAAGAGGACGAUGUUCCAGAGCCUCAAAUCGCCCUGAACAGUCCGCCUGGGGAACCUGGACCGUCAUUUGUCGGUAAGGCCGGGGACCCUCUUCCAGCCUUCCAAGAACACAUGAUACGCCAACGAAUCGAUAAACGAGGGCAUGUCUUCCCGCUAGAUCCUCCCUCUUCCUACCCAGUGCUAGAUAUCCCUCCUGCCAAGAUAGGCGCAGUUAAUCCCGUGCUGAUCCAGAUGUGGUUGGAUGCAAAGAAGGAGUGGGAUAUCCGAUUUGCAAAGGAGAAGCUUCGGGUUCAGAGCCGACGCCUGAAAGAGUUGGCGCAUGGCUUCCAAGACUUUGACGGAGAAUGUCCUCCUCCGAGCUCCUUGGCCGCGCGGCGAGCUGCUCCUGGCGUACUACCAAAGCGACAUGCCAAGAAGAACUACGGCAUGAUGAUGUGGAGCGGCUGGGGAAGCAGGCAUGAUGAGCGCAGAAUAGAAAUGGAGAAGCGGGCUGAGGAAUCGGGCAGACGUUCCACCCGUGUCAGUACUGACGCUGGGCAGGCUGGAGCAUGGUCCAGCACGCCGGCGACGAAUCCCCAAACCGAAAAAGUCUUAGACAAAGAUAACAACAAAUCGCAAUUUAACGGCUACACGGCAGUCAGCCGGGAUGAAAAGGAGCACCCCAGUAAUGGUGAUUCUUCUAUUGGACGCAUCUCCACAGAUCCCGGGACCGCCUCUCGACCUCUCUCGCAGAAAAGCGCUGGCCCAAUCCUUAUAUUGCCCGGGGUGAACAACAACAAAUUUACAGAUGAGAAUGCCAGCACGAGGGGUCUCUUUCAUGCAGCAGGCGCUCUCCCGAUGAAGUCCGAUCUUUCCUUAUCCCACAGCAGGUACCGGCCAUCAUCCGCUGCAGGAUCAGGCACUGGCCGAAGUGAGAUGAUGUCAGACACUGGAAGUACCGUUGGUGGCGACAAGGACUAUUUCGCCUACAUGAACAUGGGACCUGAUACCGCGAGCACCCGCGCUGUGAAUGGCGCGCGUGGUGUUAUUUCCCCUAUGACUUGUGAUGGCCGUCGCUCUACAGAUACUUUAUCUGUUCUCUCUGCGACUGGUCGGGACUCCAUGUCACACCAGCCUGAGAUGCUGGACAGGGAGGUUUACAAAACUGCCGAGUCAGCCUCAUAG